GUUGUCAGUCAGUCAAUGGCUGGAACAUGCUAAAAUGAUAAAAACAAAUAUUGGAAAAAAUGCAUGAAUAUUACUGUGUUCGAAAAAUAAAUUAGAAGGAAUAAUAUGGCAGAUAUCUUGAGACCUGAAUUAAUGUGGAUAGAAGGCCGAUGUUACAGAAUCAACGAUUCGACGGCUGAAAACACGUUAUCUCUUCAAGAACACGAAGUUUACGAGCAGGAAAUGUACGAUAUUGAUGAUACGGAGGAUGGUGACACCGGCAACGAGGAUUAUGAAAUAGAAUCAUUUGGUGACUCCCGUCAUCGUACAAGUUUACAUGUGCCCCAGCAUUAUAUGGGUUAUCUCAUUGGAAAAAAAGGUGCUACCCGAAGCAGAAUUGAAAGAGACACUCGCACUGAGAUAAAGAUUCCCCGACAAGGCCAAUCCGGAGAUGUGCUUAUAGUGGGUUCUAGCAUAGGAAAUGUGAAAGCUGCCAGGAGAAGAAUCAAUAUGAUAGUGAUGUCCAGCAGAAUGAAGCAACGACCCACCCACUUCCUGUCAAUCCCAAUGACUAGUCCAGAGAUCAUUGAAAACUAUAACAAGUUUAAGGAAGAUAUUCUACAUGAGCUCUCUGACCGUGGCAUAGAGGAAUCAGUGUUUGUAAAACCUCAUAAACUUCACAUGACCAUAUCAGUGAUGUGUCUCAUGGACAAUGAAGAGAGGCUACAAGCAUCCAAACUCCUCACUGAAGCAAGGGAUACCAUUAUCAUACCAACUUUACGAGAGCAUAAACCGUUGAAGUUACGUCUGAAGGGAGUGUCGUACAUGAACGACGACCCCACGUCGGUGCACGUGCUGUACGGACAGGUCCAGGAAGACAACGCGCCGGCUGGCCUGCUGCAGAAGCUCUGCAAUGACCUGCAGAACCAUUUUUACAAAGGAGGUUUCGCCGAAAAAGAAAAAGGUGGAGAUAACGUGAAAAUCCACGUAACCCUAAUGAACUCAAGACACCGAGGCCGCACGAAUGAGUCGGACAACCGCAACUCGGGACCUCGUGAGAGCUUCGACGCGACCCGCAUACUAGAAAAGUAUGCACACUACGACUUUGGAGUCGCGGAAGUCACGGAUGUCCACCUGUCGCAGAUGCACACGUCUACGGAACAGAAUGCCUACUACGAGUCUACUUGCGUUGUACACUGUUUUAGCUCGUGAAAUUUGCUGUUGAUUUAAAUUAUGAAAUUGUUUGUAAGUAUUUGUAUAGGGUAGCUAUACCUAUCAUGUAUAAUAUCAAAAUCCAGCCCUCAAUAUAACCAUGUCCGUGAUAAAAUUCAAACAGAAUUUUGUUUGCCUUUAUUCAUCGAGUCUUGAAUACAGCAGGGUCAAAUGUCAAAAUUGUAUUGUGCACUGUGUAUAACGACGAAUUCGUAACUGAAAAGUACUGGUACCUGGUACACAUUUUUUCACUGUCUGAUUUUAAAGAGGUACUAAACUGAAUGAAAUUAUUGAAUAAAAUAUUUUUAUCAAAAAUUUAAUAAAGUAAUGUAAU
This is a messenger RNA of Plutella xylostella (diamondback moth), 1525 nucleotides long. Its product is annotated as activating signal cointegrator 1 complex subunit 1. Gene Ontology annotation, biological process: DNA alkylation repair; regulation of DNA-templated transcription. Lineage: Eukaryota; Metazoa; Arthropoda; Insecta; Lepidoptera; Plutellidae. Gene Ontology annotation, molecular function: RNA binding. The record is from RefSeq and is a predicted model, not a curated record. Gene Ontology annotation, cellular component: nucleus.